Molecule: messenger RNA, 756 nt
Organism: Microthlaspi erraticum
Lineage: Eukaryota; Viridiplantae; Streptophyta; Magnoliopsida; Brassicales; Brassicaceae
Source: the annotation of a GenBank genome assembly
AUGCAGAUAGAUCCACAGUGUAUGCGGCGUGGGAUGGCACCAGAAACUGUGAAUCACACUUCAUUUGAGUGUCCGCCGGCAUUACAAGUUUGGAAAUUAUCUCCGAUUCCAACGGCACCUGCCCAUUUUCCAACAUGGGGCCUGUUUACAAAUAUGACACAAUUGUUUUGGCAUUUACCAAAUGACGAUAGGAUGUGGAUGUACCCUUGGUUGAUUUGGUAUAUUUGGAAAGCCCGUAAUGAUAAGGUUAUGGCUAAUGUGGACUGUGACCCUAAUGAGAUAAUUGUUAAAGCAGAAGCGGAGUCCAUAGCAUGGAUGAAGGCCCAAAAACGUCUAGAGACGGUACAUUCCCACACGGAAAACCCUCAUGGAAAUAUCGGCGUCACGCGACAUAUGUCAGGUGCAUGGGGCUUGGAAGGAAACAAAGUGUCAAACGGGUCUAGGAUGACAGAGCUGGAGGUUCUUAUUUGGGCUAUGCAAUGUAUGCUAAGGAAUGGAAAAUUAACAAUGGUGUUUCAGACGGACUGUUCCGAUGUGGUUAAGAUGGUGUCUAAACCAGAGGAGUGGUCGGCUUUCUCACUACUCCUCGACGAGGUCGACAGAUGCAAGAGGAGAUUCAGUUCUUUCUCCAUCAUGCAUAUACCAAGAACGAAAAACACGAAGGCAGACAAGUUAGCACAUAGUGCUCGAGCUCUAUCUACUGAUGUGUACUAUGUAAAUUCUGUUUCAUCAGUUUGGAUUUUCGAGCUGUUCUAG